Bathycoccus prasinos is the source of this 1896-nucleotide messenger RNA. RefSeq lists its product with no specific name. Gene Ontology annotation, biological process: protein sumoylation. The transcript has a single exon. Gene Ontology annotation, molecular function: SUMO activating enzyme activity. Bases 1 to 1896 code for a protein of 631 amino acids. Gene Ontology annotation, cellular component: cytoplasm; SUMO activating enzyme complex. The record is from RefSeq and is a predicted model, not a curated record. Lineage: Eukaryota; Viridiplantae; Chlorophyta; Mamiellophyceae; Mamiellales; Bathycoccaceae.
AUGGCGUCCACCACCACCACCACCACCAAUAAUAAUAAUGAAACUCCUGAUGCUCCUCUCGCUCCUGAACAACUCUUAUUCUCGUCUACGGAUUCGGAAACUUUAUCGAAAAACAUCUUAAUGGUUGGCGCCGGUGGCAUCGGAUGCGAGUUGAUAAAAACGCUCGCCUUGACUGGUUUCCGAAACAUUUCCAUCAUAGAUUUGGACACCAUCGAUAUCUCAAACUUAAACCGGCAAUUCUUAUUCCGAAAGAAACACGUCGGGAUGAGCAAAAGUCAAGUGGCGAAAGAGAGCGUGGAGAAAUUCGCGGGCUCGAAACAAACGGGGAUAAACAUUGAAGCGUAUACCGGGAACAUCAAAGAGGAGCGAUUUGGGUUGGAUUUUUUCAAAAAAUUUGACAUCGUGCUGAACGGUUUGGACAAUCUGGAAGCGAGAAGGCACGUCAAUCGGUUGUGCUUAUCCGCGAACGUGCCGUUAGUCGAGUCCGGGACGACUGGGUACAAAGGCCAAGUGACGGUGCACUUGCGAGGGAAGUAUUGUUCCUGUUUCGAGUGCGCGCCGAAACCGGUCCCAAAGUCGUUCCCGAUUUGUACUUUAAGAGAUACGCCGAGCACGUUCGUGCAUACGAUAGUGUUCGCGACGGAUCUGUUGUUUCCGAGAUUGUUCGGGGCGAAUAAAGAGGAUCCGAGCGAUUUAGACGAGGAAGAAGCGCGAGAUGCGUUUACGAGGAAAGAGAACGAGGCCGGGACGGCGUUUGCGAAACGAGUGUUCGCGUACGUCUUUGAGAAGAAAAUCAAAGAUUUGUUAGAGCGAGAAGACAUGUGGGCGAACAGAGAUAAGAAACCGGAGGCUUUGGACUCAGAGACGUUGUUAAAAACAAAAGAAGAACGGACAGCGACGACGGGUUACGGCGAUGCGCAUAAGAAGUGGACGAUGGAGGAAGCGUCGGAGAUUUUUGUUCGGUCCGCCGGGAAGUUGUUUGAAAAAGGCGACCGAAUAAGCGAGUUUGAUAAAGACGACGACGACGCGGUGGCGUUUGUCACCGCUACGGCGCAACUGAGAUGUGCGAAUUAUGGCAUCGAGUACAUGUCUAGAUUUGAUGCGAAAGGUGUGGCCGGGAACAUCGUCCACGCGGUAGCUACGACCAACGCCAUCAUUUCCGGGUUAAUCGUCAUCGAAGCUUUGAAGAUUUUAAAUGCGCAAAAACAUCUCGAUGAAAAAGAAGAAGGAGAGGGCAAAAACGAUAGAUUGAUUAAACUGGCAAACUCUAGAUACACAUUUGUCGGUAAUUUUAACGCCGGACGACAGCUGUUGCAACCGCUCGCGCCAGACGAGCAAAACCCAAAGUGCGUCGUCUGCGCAAACGCUCGCGCCGAAUUGUGUUGCGACAUAUCCAAGACAACCUUAGCCGACGUCAUCUCGAAAGUUUUGAAGAAGAAGUUGAACACGAACGAACCUACGGUUUUGAAAGGCGACGAUAUGUUGCACGAAGAAGGGGAGGAUUUAGACGACGACGAGGUGGAAAACUACGCGAUAAUCGGGAAAAGAACUUUACAAGAUUUAGGCUUGGAGUCUGGCGGUAUUUUAUGCGUCGACGAUAACAGUCAAGAGCUGAAGUUUGACUUGGUCGUCGUGCAUCAGAAUUUGGAAGAGUUUGACGAGGAUGCGUUCCCGGAAGGGUUCGAGUUGAGAGGUGAAACGCCAAAGGUUGCGGAAGGUGCAGAAAAGGAGAAGGAUGAAGACGGAGCGGCGACUGAUGGGGAAGCGAGCGACGAAAUAGAAAUUGUGGAAGAAGGGGUGGAGAUUACGAAAGCGGUUGAAUCGCCGCGUCUCGGUAAAACGAAAGCGAUAGCGUCGUCGCCAUCGCCGGCAUCUAAGAAACGGAAGACGAAGUGA